CUUUCAUUUUGUGUAUAUUAACAAAGAUCUCGGAGGGUUGUAUAACUGGGGGAUGUUACAGAGACAUGGCGGGAUGAUAAUAUGGAAGGAUUUGAGCACAAUUAGUGUUGAACUUGAACCUUCAGGUCCAAUAGGUCUACCGUGGUUAAGCAAAUCCAAUAAUUUUUCCAGUCUUUUAAAUGCACGUAUUAUCUGAGAAUGCAUGUGAUUUUAUUUCAGAAGCACAUGAUGGGCUGUAAAAUGCAUGUCAUGUAACACUAUACAAUAUACAGAUCCUUUGUAUAUUUAUAUAUCUCGUAAAAUGGGAAAAUGUUACGAAAAACUGUUAUACAUUUUAGUAUGUUUUGUACCACGAAGCAAUGGGGAGACGAGUGGACUGGAGUUGUUUUCAUUGAGGCAAGAGAGACGACAUGGUGAAUUAAUUAAUGUUCAAAAUGAUGAAGGGCACGAAUAUCAUAAACCGGGUUGAAGCGGUUUCCCCUGGAGAGGGUUAGCAAAUCGAGGUCUCUGAUUCAAGCCAUUUAUAGAUGGGAACCGAGAAGUGAGUGGCGGCGAGCGGAGAAGAGAGGGGCAGUAAAGAGUCAAGAAGCGAGUGGCUACAAUUGAGGAACGGCGUUGAAUCGAGGAGCGGCAAUGAGACAGUCAGUCGCUCGCUGUGUUUGUUAACUUUCGUUAACACGUGGCAUUGAAACAGAAUCGGGGAACUCACUAACAUAGUUGCGAAGAUGCGACCGCCGGCUGGAAUGGCAAAAGUUAAAGGAGAAAGUCAGAGUUGAUAUGGGCCUUUAUAAGUUCUGGAGAGGCACAGCCUGUUGAUUUGUCCCGUCAAAUGCAAAUGUAAAAUAGCAGCGAUGGGCUGGCUGGCGAUGGGAUCAAUUGGCUGAAUUUAGGCUUGGCAGAUGAUAAAGUAUCCACUGAAAGCGCGCCAACUAUUCAAGUGAAGAAAUAACCCGAUUGUCUGUGAGCUCAACUCAACAGGGAAUUAUUUCCUCGUCAUUGCAACCACUUUCCUGGGCCACUGACAGAAGCAAGAGAAUGUAUCCGGGCGGUUAAAGCAGAUGUCAAACUGCUGACUGGCAAGCAAAUGGACUUCCUGAGAUGGUGUGCUCCCAAUCAGUUGAGCUGCUAAUGUUUCCUGGAUACAACAUGCCAAAGCACCAACUACUGCUGUAGGCAGCAGGUGUUUUCGUUGACUGCAGAAGGACACACAAGGCAACUGUGAAGACUCGCCGUGGUGAGUGGCAAGCAGCUGACGCGUAGGAAUUUGCAGAGAAACUUGACAGUAAUUUCAUAUCCAGAAAACUUGCAUUGAAAGCUUUCAACUGGAGUGACUAAGCGCAGGCUCAAUGGAAGGUGCAACUUUAGAAGAACCUGGAGAUGUUGACUCUCCUCUCAAGAAGCCAAAUAACAGUGCCCCUCCUCGGAAAUAUGCGGACGGUGGCUACGGAUGGGUCAUUCUAGCCUCCUGCUUCGUUAUAACCGGCCUGACGGCAAGCUUUGUGAGAUCGUUUGGGAUUUUUUUCCUCGAUGUCCAGAAUUACUUCGACACAAUUGCCUUUAAGGUUUCGUGGAUCAGUGCGAUCACAGUGGCUGUGUUUCAUUUUGGAUCUCCGUUAGCCAGUGCCAUCAAUUUCAAGCUAUCGCUCAGGGUCAUCACCAUCAUUGGCGGCAUCUUCUCCAUGCUCGGGCUGCUCCUGGGAUCCUUUGCCUUAAGUCUGACCUGGAUGUACUUCACUACUGGUGCUCUCGUAGGUCUUGGCAAUGGAUUUGCAUGGAUUUCCUCUGUAAAUCUGGUCAAUCAGUACUUCACAGACCGGAGGCCACUAGCAAACGCCCUCGCCAGCUCUGGAGACAGUAUAUUUGUCUUCAUCCUCACACCAUUUUACCAGUGGCUUAUCGACAUUAUGUCUUGGCAACAAGCAAUGAUGAUCAUCUCCGCUAUAUCCCUCAACAUGUGUGUCUGCGGAGCCCUCAUGAGGCCGUAUCGUUCACAGAAGAAAAGUCAGAAUUCUGCGCCAUUAUCCGCCAUGCAUUCCAGGACAGGUUUGUGUCGGAAAAGUCUGGUGCAAGAGAAGAUAUCGGCCUAUUUAACCCUUCUGAAGCAGCCUCAAUUCAUCUGUCUGAUCUUAUUUGGGUUUUUCUCUGUGAUGGGCCUGUUCAUCCCAGUCGUAUAUCUAAUUCCACAUGCUCAAAACAUUGGGGUUGAGGACUUUAAAGGAGCUCUUUUGAUGUCCUACUGGUCGGCAGCUGACCUCAUCGGAAGGCUCGGAUGCGGUUGGCUUGCCAACCUGCGGCUCUUGAAGUCCAUCCGCCUUGCGAUAAUAAUGAUGGUAGUUUUUAGCAUACUCUUGCUGCUUAUCCCUUUAGCUAAGAAUUAUACCUCGCUUAUCAUCUUCAGCUGCGUGUGUGGAUUCUUUCUCGGAACCAUCAUGGCCCUCGUUGUCACACUCAUUACUGACGUGGUCGGAGUUGAGAGGCUGAGCAGCGCACUCGGAUUAAUUAUGCUCUUCAGAGGUGUUGGCUGCCUUCUCGGACCACCCCUGGCAGGGUUACUGGUGGACUGGACUGGAGUAUACAGCACUGCGUUCUUUCUUGCUGGAGGAGGGAUGUUGAUUGCAACUUUCUUUCUCAUCCUCACCGACUACUUCACAACUUAUGGGCAGAAUUCCGAUCAAAGCACAGGAAAUGAGAAGGGAAAUUCUAACUCUCAAGCCCGACCUCAGGAAGAAGCAGGGAAAGGAGACCUUGGCAGUGACACAAGGGGAGAUCCAGCAGUGGAACUAUUGAAUGCCGUGCCUGAAUGAAGACCUCUGCAAUGUUUAUGCUUUCUCUUCCAAUGAACCUCUCUUGGGAAAAUCGACUUCCCCUAUAACUCAGUGGGACAAUGCUUCAGCACGCAAUAGCGUGAAAGCUCCAUGAACUGUAUUGUGGCUUAGGUCACAGGAGUGUCAAGGGCUCUCAGUAAGUGCCCUGCGUGUGAGCAGAAAUCACAUUGUCUUACAGCUUCAAUAAAGGAUAUUGCAUUCUUUGGGGGGGGGGGGGGGAUAUUUUUCAUCCCACCCAUUACACUUGGGUGUGUCGUGUCAUAAUUGUCCACUAUAGGACAAUUUGUCCUAUAUUCUUGCUAUUGUGUUAUUGCCACACAAAAUAUGUUGGAUCAGUUCCCAUUUUCCAAAUCACGUAUGGUUUUAGUUUCAUCAGCAUUAAAUCAGCAGUCAAUACUCGGCAAGAACCCCACCAUUAUUAGGCUCCAGAUUCCAGCAUCUGCAGUCUCUUGUUCCCCCCCAUCAUUGCUAGUUUCUGGGAUGCACAGUUCAGGCUCCCAUUACUAAAAUGCUGGAAACACUCAGCAGGGCGAUCGGCAUGAAUGAAAUGACAAACUGCUGCCUCCACAGACACAUUCUGACGUGCUGGACAUUUCUACUUUUGAUGUGCAGGAAAGAACUGCAGAUGCUGGUUUAAAUCUGAUAGAAAUUCGUCUGAAAAAGGGUCUCGACCUGAAACUUCACCCAUUUCUUCUCUCCAGAGAUGCCGAGUUACUCCCACAUUUUUGUGUCAUUCUCCUUUUGAUUUCAGGUCAGCAUUUGCAUGUCCCUGUGCGUUGUCCCCACAAUCUGCUCUCUUUAAUCUAUCAACACGAUGGCUCCAUAAACAUUUGAAUCUCCGUAACCCUGGCCUCACCUUAUUAGUGAUGUUCUCCGAGUCACAGGGUCAUACAGCAUGUUCUAUACAUCUUCCCCCCCCAUAACUUAAAACUAACGCACUUCCUCAAUUUUUCAGUUAGGUAUUUGACCUGCAACUUUAACUUUGUUUCUCUUCCCACAGCCACUGCCCGACCUGCUGGCUGUUCACAACAUUUUGUGUUUUAAAUUUGCAUUUUAACCAUGUUUUCGAUCCGUCUGAAGAGCAGCAGAUAGACACAAAAUGCUGGAGUAACUCAGCGGGUCAGGCAGUAUUUCUGGAGAAAAGGAAUAGGUCACAAUUCAGUUUGGAACCCUUCUUCAGACAUCCUAAAGCAGCAUCGGCAGUUCCUCUGACACACUAACUGAAGAACUGUUUAUUUGGAGGAGUUUCUCUGGGCCAUAUAAGUUCAUUUCUGUGUGAAAAAUCAAAAACCUGCAGAUGCCGAGCAAACCAGAUUUGCAUGGUCUCUGACCUGAAAUGUUGACAGAUCUUUCCACAGAUGCUGCCUGGCCUGCCGAGUGUUUCCAACGUUUUCUGUUUUCAUUUCACAUCGGCAUUUUCAUUUAUAGGGGUUUGACUUCCUAGUGGAGCGGGAAGUCCUGCAUAGUCAGCAGCUUUCAAAAUCAUCUCACCACUUAGUCACCACUGGCUCUUCCUGUUCUGUAAAGCAGAUAGACAUCAGGUGCCCCUCCAAAAAUGCAUUAAGCAGGAAGCUGAUGCCCUGAUUUUUGCCAUUGAUAUAAUGCCGGUGUCCUCGCCACUUAGAGACUCGAGGAUCUGCGAAUGCUGUAAUCUUGCGUAGACCACAAAAAUGCUGGAGUAACUCAGCAGGUCAGGCAGCAUCUCUGGAGGACGUGGAUAGAUGAGGCUUCAGACUGAGAAUCGCCUAUCUGGACAUGGUCACUGACCUGCAGAGUUACUCCAGCACUUUGUGUGCUACCGUGUCAACUUAGUUGUGUACUAGCUCAGGGACCUGUAACAGUAACUUCACAGUGCUACACUCACACACUCACACACACUGCUGCCAGGACAGAACACUGCAGUCCAGCAACAUUUCAAAAGUUACCAUUGCACAAAUGCAGUCGAGUCCAUUGUCCCUGCACAGCAGCGGCGUUAGAUACUGUUUGCGGUUAUAGCAAAGGAACAUUUAUAUUGGCAUGCUGUAAAUAAGAAACACAUCCUGUUCCCAUUUUGUAGAUAAACCUUUGCCCUGGUAACCCUACCCAAUAUUUACACUCAGCAACCAGCCUGACUUUCCAUAUCAGCAGGUCACCUUCUCUCUGAAGGACAAGUUUUUAUUAAGGUGAGAAGAAAACAAAAAGUUCCACAUUUUUUUGUCAAGAGCAUACUUGGAGUAAAACCAAGGCACCUCUUGCAAUCAUUACUAAAUGUUUUUGUCUGUAAGUACUGGGGUGCACUGCAAGGCACUUCUACCUGGUUAGGCCUGUGGUAAAUAUAACCACCAUUGUUUGGCCCUUUACAACUGUGAACCUGCUGUUGGAUCGGCUCACUCGUGCCUUAAGGAAAGGAGACAGCUGCAGUCUCUGAGAUUAGCUAUUUGUGUUACAGAGAAACAGUGACUGGAUUUAGACAAAUCAAAAGGUUGAACGGUAUUUAGAGUUUAACAGACUGAAAACGAUUAAGAAAUGCUGAACAAUGAAGGAUUCUGUGACACUUGUAAAUUUGAUUAAAAUUCUAAAUCUUUUCUUUAAAAUUAAA
Molecule: messenger RNA, 5403 nt
Organism: Leucoraja erinaceus (little skate)
Lineage: Eukaryota; Metazoa; Chordata; Chondrichthyes; Rajiformes; Rajidae
Product: monocarboxylate transporter 13-like
Exons: 8
Coding region: 1347-2804 (485 amino acids)
Biological process (GO): transmembrane transport; monocarboxylic acid transport
Molecular function (GO): monocarboxylic acid transmembrane transporter activity
Source: RefSeq, a predicted model, not a curated record